This is a messenger RNA of Camellia sinensis, 1031 nucleotides long. Its product is annotated as F-box protein PP2-B15. NCBI's taxonomy places the organism in Eukaryota, Viridiplantae, Streptophyta, Magnoliopsida, Ericales, Theaceae. The record is from RefSeq and is a predicted model, not a curated record. Gene Ontology annotation, molecular function: protein binding.
GCAAAGCCAAUGGUCCAUUUUGUUUUUGUUUUUGUUUUUUCUUGCGUAUAGUACUAGAGCUCUCAUUUCCAUUUUUUCUCCUCUUCUUGUCAAAAUUCAUGUAUGAGAUGAAGUUGGAUCUUUUGCCACAAGAUUGCAUAGGUUACAUUCUAUCAUUUGCGUCUGCUCGUGAUAUCUGUCGGAUGUCCCUUGUCUCCCCAGCUAUGCGAGUGGCUUCUGAAUCUGACAUUCUAUGGGAGAAAUUUCUUCCUUUAGAUUAUGAGGAGGUUCUCUCAAGAUUAGUCUCUCCAAUUGUGUUCAAAUCCAAAAAAGAGCUAUUUCUUAAGCUGUGUAAUCCAGUUCUGAUUGAUAAGGGUGAAAAGAUGCUGUGGUUAGAUAAACUAACAGGCAAAAAAAGUUGCAUGUUAAGUGCAAGAGAGCUUUCAAUUACAUGGGCUGAUCAUCCUCUCUACUGGUCUUGGAAACCCCUUCUUCAAUCUAGAUUUGCUGAAGUUGUUGAGCUCAUAUCCAUUUGGUGGCUAGAAAUCAAUGCCAAAAUCAACACUCGAAUGCUAUCACCAAACACAUCUUACAAAGCCUACCUCAUCGUAAAAUUUGCUAAUCGUGCUUAUGGGUUAGACUCCCUCCACUCGAAGGUAUCCGUUGAAGUCAGUAACUACCGAACGAACAGAACAAUUUACCUUCGCCACCCUGAUCGUAAAAUACAAUUGUCCGAGCGUCUUUACACAUUGUCAAGUGUUUACACAGGCAAUGAGGAUACGGUUCCGUGCAAACGAGAAGAUGGAUGGCUAGAGAUUGAAUUGGGUGAAUUUUACAAUGAUGGAAGUGAGGACGAAGUGAAAAUGAGCCUAAAGGAGGUAAGUGGUGCACAUUUGAAAGGUGGACUCAUUGUUGGGGGAAUUGAGAUUAGACCCAAGAAGGAAUAAUGUAUUAACUUAUAAUAUUGGUUCUUCUUUGCUUUGCAUCAUUUGUAACUUCAUUAUGAAAUGUAAUGUCUUAUGGGUAAAGGAACUAACCUUAGUUCUGUAUAA